This is a messenger RNA of Mya arenaria, 502 nucleotides long. RefSeq lists its product as uncharacterized. The record is from RefSeq and is a predicted model, not a curated record. Lineage: Eukaryota; Metazoa; Mollusca; Bivalvia; Myida; Myidae. The transcript is spliced from 7 exons. Bases 19 to 411 code for a protein of 130 amino acids.
CGUGUAAAAUUGUGUUAUAUGGACCGGGGAGUGAUUUGGAAGCUAAAUUCAUGUUCGUGGACAGACGACACCUUUAGUCUGAAGGGAUCUGACACAGACAGCCCUGGAUGUAAUGCAGCCCAGACUUACGAGGAAUUAUCAAAGAAAACAUAUACUAUGGUUUACGAUGCUUUAAAAAAAGGAGAAGAACAUCCUACAAACAUCCCCGAACAUCCUGGCUCUGGUACAGAGAGCCCCAGGUGUAAUGCAGCCCAGACUUACGAGGAAUUGUCAAUGAAAACAGAAAAAGAAGACAAUGGACCCGAUAACUAUCAGGUAUACACGCCGUUGGAUGAGUUUAAAAUACCGUCGCAUAUGAACUACGGAAAUGUCAAAAACGAAAAUCCCGUUUACAACAAUACUGUGCUGUAGAACCCUGGGACUAACAGUGCUUUAUGUGGAAAAGUGAAAGUCUAACACAGUUGUUCUGAACAUUUGACUUUGUUUUAAUCGCAUUUUUCCG